GCAGGUUGAAGGUGUAGUAGGAAUAUCUGGUGAUCUCAGUCAGCGUCCACACCACGAGGAAGAGGACCACGCUUUCUUCGUUCUGGAUCUUCAAUUAGGGCGACACAAGGCACACAGUGGUGACUGCGGCGUAAGCAGUUUCAGGCCCACACUUUGUGGAACAUGCUCGUGGCAGGGCAGAGCGGACAAUGCAUGGGCUCAGGCCGGACGCUGAAGUUGGUGGUGUGCGAGGUGCUCCAGUUCGCCGGCCUGUGCGUGCCGCUCUUCGUGGUCAUGCAGCGCUUCGCCGCCAUCGUGGCCAAGGUCCAAGGUGGGGGCAGCACCGGCGGGGCCUACUGGCUCAUUGUGGCCUCGUCGGUGGCCUACGUCACAUCUGUCACCCUUCUGGUGUGGGUGCCCCUCAAGUACAUGGUGUUUGCCAAGAAGAGAUUCCUGGUCAGGAGGAAGAAGUGGAGGCCUGUGGCCCUCGUGUUUGUGAUCGUCUCCACAAUGCCCUGCUUUGCAUUCCUCAUCGCCAGCUCUGAGGUUCAAAUCCGCAACAAUCUGCGUCACGACACGUUUGGCGAGCUACCUGUGUCACUCAUCCUUUUCUCACUCAUCUGCAUGGACGUGGUGGAACGGAUACGGCACUGCAGGCUGACAGGACAGGAUAAUCAGGCGAGAGACACCGAGAUCCCUUCCUCGGUGUUGACUCACGUGGAACAAGUCACACCCAUCACUCCAGCCGUUCCGGGGUCUGUAAUAACGGGAUCUGGAACGUCCGGUCCCCGCGUGCCCGGCCAAGUUACAGGGUCCCAAGUGGCGCCGGCAGGGACGGCAGGCCAGCGGGGGAGCGACAGAAGCCACAUCGGCUCCGCCCUUCGACCGGAACCAAACGGCACAGUUCCGAGAAUACCAGUAAGCACCGAGCGAGGGUUCCGGGCCUCGGAAUCUGGGUCCCGUGUGACGUACACCCGCUCGGGCCCGCUGCGGUUCCUGUGCGCCAGCGACGCCCGCGCCGACGUGUUUGUGGACGGCUUUAUGUUCUGGAUGGACACGGCGGAGAUGACGCGUGCCGUGUCCCACCCGCUGGUGUGCUACUCGGGCUGGGUGUGCCCCAUUUACGUCUUCUGCUGCCUCUCUUGCCUGCGGGUAGUCGUCACCCCCCACGAUCCACUGCUGUCCUCGCUGGGCGUCGUCCUCCAGGACCUACCCUUCCUGUUCGUGCGAGCCGGCCUGCUGGCCUUCUUCGGUUUGGUCACGCCGCUGCUCUACCUGCUCAAGAAUCUGCUGGUGUGCCUCGCUUUCAUCUACUUCAACUUCAUGACCAAGCUCAGGAUCUUCAACACACAGAGGAUGUACUUGUAGACUAUUCAAACUUGGGGGGGAACAUCACAAUCGUGCACAACAACACAACAUGCGUCUGAGUCUUAGUCCGUGAAAUGAGAAAAACUAAAAUUGAAAG
Hippocampus comes (tiger tail seahorse) is the source of this 1444-nucleotide messenger RNA. Its product is annotated as transmembrane protein 236. Lineage: Eukaryota; Metazoa; Chordata; Actinopteri; Syngnathiformes; Syngnathidae. The transcript is spliced from 6 exons. The record is from RefSeq and is a predicted model, not a curated record. The coding region runs from base 163 to 1347 and encodes 394 amino acids.